GAAUGCACAUCGGAAACAUCUUUACUCUUUAUGUAUGCUAAAGCUAAAUACAUGGUUCCAUGUACGGCUGGACUCUUAUGCUUUCACAGUGUGUGGCGUCGCGGCUUGCCGGCUUAUCCAUCUAUAUACUUGCUUUCAGUCACAGUUUCGGUUGGUGGCUUAUCCACCUUUUAUACGUUACUCUUUUAAUUAUUUUAAUUUUGGGUUUGAUUGUAAGCUAAGAACCCAGUAACCAUCAAUUUUAUGUUUUGUCAGCCCGACUCCUCUCUGGGUUUCUCUUUUUCCUUUCAAGCGGUUCAUAUAAUCUGUAAUCCUUAUCACCUCUACGACGGUUAACUAACCGUCUAUCACUCAAUUCUAAACAAUUUUAGUGGGUUUUCAUCUUUUUUCUUUAUUCACUUCCUUUUACUUUUCUGGCGUCUUCGAUCUCAGAAGAAUGACUGAGACUGCAAAACAGAGAUUUUUGCCAAGUUGUCGAUGUUGGGUUUAGGGAAUGUUCCGAGGUGUCACGUGUUCUUCGUUAAAGUUGGAAGUCUCUGUGUUUUGUGUCAGAACAUGAGCUGAUCCGGAGAUGUAUUUGAAGUGACAUUUGAAAUCUAGGCGAGGUGAGAUGGAGCCUCCUAAGGGGUUUUGGGCUUCCUUAUGGAGAUUUCUCCACUUUUUGCCCUUCUUCGUUGGCCUUCUUCUCCUUGGCAUCAUUAAAGGUGCCAUUUUCUGCCCCCUGAUUUGCCUUAUCAUUACAAUUGGGAAUUCCGCAGUCAUUUUGGGCCUUUGGCCAGUGCACAGUAUCUGGACAUAUUACAGCAUUGCAAGAUCCAAAAAACUAGGCCCAGUUUUGAAGCUCAUCCUUUGUGCAUGUGUUUCUGUUCUCUUAAUUUUGUGGCCAUUAGUUGGCAUUUUGGGGAGUAUCCUAGCAGGUGCAGGCUAUGGUUUUCUAGGACCACUGACUGCUACGUUUGAAGCUGUUGGAGAAGGGAAAACAGAUGAGUUUGUCCACUGUAUAGUUGAUGGAACAUGGAGCACUAUAAAAGGGAGCUUUACUGUGGUUAGGGAUUUUACCGAUGUUUGUUUCCACUCCUACUUCUCAGUUACAGAUGACCUCUGCCUUCAAGAACCUCCAGAUGGGAAACCUCAUGAGAUCAGAUUGCUUCUUCUUCCAGGUGCUCUUUUAGCUGGAAUUUUUGGUUUUAUGGUCGACCUACCAGUGGUCACACUUAUUGCCCUAUACAAGAGCCCUUACAUGCUUUUCAAAGGAUGGCAUCGAUUGUUUCAUGAUCUUAUAGGUCGUGAAGGCCCAUUCUUGGAGACUAUAUGUGUACCUUUUGCUGGACUUGCAAUCUUACUGUGGCCAUUGGCAGUUAUUGGCGCUGUUUUAGGGUCGAUGGUAUCAAGUAUCUUUCUAGGUGCAUAUGCAGCUGUUAUUGUUUACCAGGAGUCAUCCAUUCAGUUGGGCCUUUGCUAUAUCAUCUCUUCCUUGUCCAUUUUUGAUGAGUACAGCAAUGAUGUGCUUGACAUGCCUGAGUGCUCCUGCUUUCCUAGACUUAGGUACCGCAGGGAAGGGACCUUGUCACGUACCAGCUCUCGAGCCACUUCUUUCUCAAGGCCUAAUUCUUUCCGCAAUCCUCCCUCCCGCUCAGUUUCUCUCAAGUAUGCAAUUAAUGAGUUGAAGCCAGUUGAGUUAUUAGAUGGCUUAUUUAAGGAGUGUGCACAACAUGGGGAGAUUCUGGUUGUUGAAGGACUGAUAGUGCCUGAAGAUAUAGAAGGCUCUAAAUCUAGCACGGGCAGGAGCAGUGUGAUUAGCAUUGGCCUUCCAGCUUAUUGCAUCCUUCAAGCACUUUUACGCUCUGCCAGGGCUAACUCAGACGGUAUAUUGCUAAGCAAUAACGAGACUGAAAUAACUACUACAAAUAGACCAAAAGAUGUCUUCUUUGAUUGGUUCCUUAACCCCUUACUGAUAUUGAAAGAUCAGAUCAAAGCUAAGAACCUUACAGAAGCUGAAGAGAAUUACCUCUGCAAAUUGGUUCUACUUGGUGGAAAUCCUGAUAGACUGAAGAGUUCUAAUCUGGGGACGCCACCUGAAUCUGAGCUCAAAAAGGCUGAACUUGGUGCAUUUGCCCGAAGGCUCCAAGGGAUUACCAAAUCAAUCUCUAGGUAUCCAACCUACAGGCGACGCUUUGAAAGUCUUGUGAGUGCUCUAUCUGAAGAACUUGCCAAAAAGAAUGGCGGAAGUCAAUCAACUAACGGAUCGGUUCCAAGGUCGAAAAGUAGAUUGAUCCCGAUAUUCAGUCAGAAGUCCUUCGGAAGCGGAACAAGCAACCAGGGGCUCAAUAUAGACGAGGGCCAAUCGAUCGCUUAAAAUAGUUUUGAUUUUGGAACUUCCGUGAUCAAAUAUACCAAUACCCUUAAUUUAUCCCUUUUGUAAUAUUCAACUGAGAGGAAUGUAUUUGCAUGCAAGAAGUGAAAUGUCAGUUUUGUUUACAUAUCUAUUGAAUGAACAGUGGUGCUGUCUGUUUUGGAUGGCUUUGUAUGGUGGGUUUAA
This is a messenger RNA of Nelumbo nucifera (sacred lotus), 2539 nucleotides long. RefSeq names its product putative membrane protein At3g27390. The record is from RefSeq and is a predicted model, not a curated record. NCBI's taxonomy places the organism in Eukaryota, Viridiplantae, Streptophyta, Magnoliopsida, Proteales, Nelumbonaceae.